Symbiodinium natans is the source of this 687-nucleotide messenger RNA. The record is from the annotation of a GenBank genome assembly. NCBI's taxonomy places the organism in Eukaryota, Dinophyceae, Suessiales, Symbiodiniaceae.
AUGCGGGACCAAGCCCCUCAAACCACGAUGCAGCUGAAUUCGGCGGUCGCCGCGUGUGCGAAAGGCAAGCAGUGGCAAAAGGCGCUGAGCCUCAUCGCACGUGCAGAGGUGUCCGGGCCGCGGGCCGAUGUCAUCACGUACAAUGCCGGCAUGAAUGCUUGUGCACGAGGAAAGCAGUGGCAGCUCUCGCUGAUCUUGCUGCAGACGAUCGACCGUAAGUCCAUCUUGAGCAACACCAUCUCCUACAACACAGCCAUCAGUGCAUGCGAGCGCGCCGGCCGCUGGGACUCGGCCUUGGCGCUUCUUGUCUUGGCCGCAGGGCACUCUGUGGAGUGUGACGUGAUUACAUACAACACGGCCCUCAGCAGCUGCGAGAAAGGCUCCCAGUGGCAGCGCGCUUUGCAGCUACUCUGCGAGUUCCCCACCUUGGCAUUGCAACCUGACCUGGUCACCUACAACAGCACGAUCAGUGCCCUCUCCGGAACGGAUCGCUGGGAGGCCGCCAUCAGCUUCCUGGAACAGAUGCAAAGCAGGCAGGUUACUUGCGACGUGGUGACCUACACCGCGCUGAUCAGCUUGUGCGAGAAAGGUGCGCACUGGCAGCUGGCGAUUGCUUUGCUGACGCAGAUGGCCGUGCUGCGCAUCCAGAGCAAUGUCCUGACACAAAAUGCAACCAUCAGUGCGCUG